Molecule: messenger RNA, 650 nt
Organism: Colias croceus (clouded yellow)
Lineage: Eukaryota; Metazoa; Arthropoda; Insecta; Lepidoptera; Pieridae
Product: alpha-crystallin B chain-like
Exons: 1
Coding region: 44-547 (167 amino acids)
Biological process (GO): protein refolding; response to heat
Molecular function (GO): protein folding chaperone
Source: RefSeq, a predicted model, not a curated record
CAUUGACGCGUUCAAAGAGCAAUAAUCGAAGAAAUUAGGCAAAAUGUCUCUAGUUCCGUAUUGGUUACGGCAUUUGAGGAAUCUCACGUACCGAGAUCCUUUUAUGAGAGUUUUGGAAGACCCUUUCGCGGUGUUUGCGAAGGACCCGUUCUUCCGUGAUCCUGUAAAAUAUAUACGACAAGUGACAGCGCCGUUGGAAAAUGAACAUCAUGGAAUUGAAGGUGUUUACUCCGAUUCAGAGGUGAAAAUGGAUGGGAAGAAGGUGGAAGUGCAUUUGGACGUACAGAAUUUCACUCCUGAACAGAUUCAGGUGAAAACCGUUGGCAAUGAAAUAAUGGUUGAAGGAAAGAAGGAGGUUAAGCGUGAGGACGGUUGGACGAGGAGUCACUUCGAAAGGAGGUUCCUGUUGCCCGAAGGUUUCCCGCCAGAACGCGUGGAAUGUCAUCUGGAUAAAGGGAAGUUGAAGUUGGUCGCUUUCAGAUCAGAACCAUUGCCUGAAAGAAAUAUCCCGAUCCAAGAUAAGAGCAACGACAGCGGCAAGACAUAAUCUGUAUAUAAAUUAGUUCUUUAUUUAUAAAAUCUUAGACUGAUUAGAAUAUUUUUAUGUAAGUUUGUUAUUAGUUAAUAAAUAAAAUACAUUUCAAACAAUA